Effrenium voratum is the source of this 236-nucleotide messenger RNA. Lineage: Eukaryota; Dinophyceae; Suessiales; Symbiodiniaceae. The record is from the annotation of a GenBank genome assembly.
GUGCAUGGGCUGACGUUGCUGCCGGGUGGCAAGAUGACCUUCACCAACGCUGCGGCUGUCAAUGCCGGCGCGCUGAGCGCCGACUUCAUCUUCCAGCUCGGAGGCUCUGUCCACUUUGCGAACUGCAGUGCAAGGCAUGGGGGUGGAGCCAUCACCGCGUUGUGGCUAGCCCAACGGCACGGCAACAUGACCUUCAGCAACUGCUCUGCGCAAUACGGGGGCGCUGUCAUUGCCGU